Melanotaenia boesemani (Boeseman's rainbowfish) is the source of this 927-nucleotide messenger RNA. It is a transcript of the gene tmem176, whose product is annotated as transmembrane protein 176. The transcript has 7 exons. Gene Ontology annotation, cellular component: membrane. Bases 134 to 751 code for a protein of 205 amino acids. The record is from RefSeq and is a predicted model, not a curated record. NCBI's taxonomy places the organism in Eukaryota, Metazoa, Chordata, Actinopteri, Atheriniformes, Melanotaeniidae.
CCAACAAGUCCUCUCACGCACCCGCCUGGACAGAGGGGAUACCGGGGACGCGCAUCAAGCCUUCCUGACGCUCCACCGAAGACUGAACGGUGAAGGACGAUUUACCGGCAUUUUGAUCGAGUCAAAGCAGGUGAUGGCGGUGUCGGUCUGCAGAGAUCUGACGGUGCAGGUGAUGGAGGAUGUGAACACAGUGAAGCUGACGGACCGACAGCAGGAGAUGAGGGCCGCCAUCCAGAGAGGAGAGCCCAAAUGUCUCGGGGUGAGUCAGGUGAUGCUGGGUGUGAUGGUGAUAUCCUACUCCAUUCCUCUGCACCUUGUUGAGUUCACCGACGUGGUCGCCCUGGGUGUUCCUUGGUGGAGCGGCCUGAUGUUCAUCACAGCAGGAGUGGUUGCCAUCAUCCUGGACAAACACUGCACCAUGAAGUUUCUGCAGGUGUGUUUGAUGGUCAGCGCGGGGAGUUUGGUGCUGUCGAUGGUGGCUGUGAUCAUCUACUCCGUGGACAUGGACAAGAAUCCAGAGGUUCCCUGUCAGAAGAUGUUCCACGGCAACUGUGAUGACAAACACUUUGCCACGAAGCUGAGCAGAGGACUCAAGUCAUCCCUCCUCGUCUUCACGUUGACCCAGACGGCCAUCUCUGCCAUCAUAUGCUUCCUUCUCUUCAGGCAGCGACGCAGCUUUGGACCAUACACUUCCCUGACUCAUGCGUCUCCACCGAGCCCGACAGCUCUCACACCACCUGACCUGAACUGACCAAUCACUGGACAAGAAGUCAGCAACCUGAUCAGCUGUUUAUAUCUGUGAAUUAUUGAUCAUUGGACAUGUUGGCGGCAGCUUUUCCAUCAGUCUCUGUCCAGGCCUUCCAAAUCUGUUCUUUUCAGCAUCAUGACUCAAACUGAAGAACACCAGAGCUGAAAUACAGGAAGAAA